Molecule: messenger RNA, 3222 nt
Organism: Ectocarpus sp. CCAP 1310/34
Lineage: Eukaryota; Phaeophyceae; Ectocarpales; Ectocarpaceae
Source: the annotation of a GenBank genome assembly
AUGCCGUCCCGUGCGCCCGUUGCCGAGGGUGGCGCGAAAAACGGUGAUCAGCAGAAAGGGAGACGAAGCGUUGCGGGAGGAGCGGGGAAGCUACAGCAGGAGGGUGGUGCCGGUAACACCACGAAGACGAGGACCGUGGCCGACCUGAGGGCCGCGCGAGAGUCCCGCGCGAACGAGGCCUUGAAGAUGAAGGACGAGCAACUGCGUAUUCUGCAGGACCAGAACAACCAGUUGCUGAGAAACCUAGACCGGUGGGUGGUCGAAGAGGAAGCGACCCGCAUUCAGCAGGAACGACUCACAGCGGAGGAGGAAAACCGUACCCUGAGAGAAACAGUUUUCGAGUCGCAGGGGAGAGCGAGGGCGGCCGAGGCGGCGUUGAAGAGAGUUCAAGCGGAGGCCGCAGACCGCGACAAGCAGCUGAGGAUCAUGACGGAUCAGAAUGCGGAGCUGCUACGGCUCCUGGAGCAAGAGGAGGCGCAGACUGCGAGAUUGAGCGCGGCGAACGAGGCGACGGUGAAGGAGCUAGAGGCCUUGCGCUCCAAGUACGGCAGCCUCCUCACUACUGCCAAAAGUCACGAAGAGAUGGCGGGCAGGGCAGCCAGGGAGGGACAACUCCGUGCAGAAGAGGUGCGACUUCUACGAGCGGAAUCGGAGCAGGUGAAACACCAGAACUCCGAGCUCAAGAUGAAGACGCAGGUUGAGCUGGAGUCUCUGCAAGAGCAGCUUCGUGUGCGAAAGGAGAAGCAGUACCAGCUUCUGGAGAAGCUGCAGGGGCAAGAGGAGGCCAAGCGACAGGCAGAAGAUCAGAGCAUCUCGAUGAAUAGUCGCGAUGCCUGGGAGGCAGAGUAUCCGAAGAUGCCUAUAGUGCCGAAAGUCCACCCCCUUUUGGCAGUAUGGCUCGCUUCAAAGCUGACGGGUAACACCUUCUCGGUACCUUAUUCCCUCCUGUACAUCACGAAAACGCAUAAAACCGCCAAACCAAACAAGGUGUCCAGCAUGGAAGACAAGCUGCGAGCGCUGCACGCUAGAUCGCUCGAGCUCGAGACCCAGCUCCAGGUGGAGGCGAGGGGCAGACGCUCGGCGGAGGAGGCGAACCGUGAGCUGGUAACCGGUGCGGAGAACGCGAGGCAGAGCCUACGAGAGCUCCAGGGCAAGGUUCAAAGAAGCGAGGCGGAACGUAUGAGGAUGGAGAUGGAGUCUCGGGACAGCGGGGAGCAGCUAAGAGAGAUGGCCGAGAAGGUUUUCCAGUUGCUGGAAAGGCUUAAGCUUGCCGAGCUCGCCAAGAACAAGGCGAUGGAGGCGCUUCGACACAAGGACCAGGAACUGGUCGCGAUGAAGCAGAAAAAUUCCCGCUUGAUCAAGGAGAGCACCAAGGAAGGGAAAUCCCGUGUUAAGGCGGAGCUGGACUUGCGUGUGAGCCAGGACCAAGUCUCCGCCCUGAAGAAGCAUAACGCGCAGCUGGCCUGCCGGUGCCGAGAGGAGGCCAAGGCUAAGCUCAAAGAGCACGACGAACGUGUCGAGACCCAGGACAAGGUGAAAAGGGUACCAGGUUCAGAAGUCAAGCGUACGGUCAGCUUCGGCAGUGUCGUGGGCGUCUCGAAACGGAACCCCAACUUGGUACGCACUUUGGGAGGGCGACUGUCCUUCCUGCUGAACAAGAUGCAAUCGGACGAGGAGUCCCGAGUCAUCCUCAAAGAGGAGUCUAAGAAGACCGAAGCGCAGGUGAAAUCGUUGAUGGUUCGAACGGAAGAACUACAGCGAAAGCUGGAAGAGGCCGGCGAAAGCAACCGUAUCAUAACCCAGGCGGUCAGGCUCAAGCAGGACGAGUUGGAUCAGCUCUCUGUCAUCAACAGCGCCAUCAACAGGCAGCUCAAGGCCAAAGACCCUGCUUUGGGGAACUUCGAGGACCGUCCGGAAGUUGACGGUGAGACGGGGGCGGACGGGGAGGACGGUGGCGGCGGUGGCGGCGGUGGAGACGCAAGAGACAUCGCUGCCGUUCGAGCAAGUGCAGGGCGGGGGGUGUUCUACGUGGAGUCGAAACCGGCACAGGGGCUACUCCUGGUGAAGGCGAAGCGUGCGGCUGAUCGUGAUUGGCUGAGCUGCAGAGAGGUCAACGCCUUCCUCAAGCGUGCGCAAAAGACGCCUCGGUUCAAAGAGCUGGCCGUCGAAAUGAUCUGUCAGGCGUACGCCCUGCUGCUAGUUGAGGAGGAAGAUAGGAAGGCUAAGGAGUCCGAGCUGGGCGGAAGAGCCGAGCAGCUGGAGCUCAUGUGCCGGAAGAAUGCCUACCUGCAGAACAAGGCGAGGAUUGUCGCCGUCGAUCUGUCGGACGUUGUUAUCGUGGCGGUGGAGGAGGAAGCGAAGCGGCGGACGCUGCUGAGAUAUAUUCACGCGGUCAAGGCGGCCGCGUCCCUCGGCCUGGACGAUGAAUCCCACAAGAAUAUGACGGCCGCCGUGGGACAGCCGGGGAGGGGAAUCAUCCAGAUUACGGACGAGGGCGCUUCUGCUCUAGGAGCAGUGCUGGCGGGAAGGAUGGGACUGCGGUCGGUGGACCUUCGAAGCAACAGAAUAUCCAAACAGGUGGAAGCUUUAGGGACAGGCGUUUGGGCCGCACCUCGCGGGGGAACAAACAUGGCAGGGGCAGCGGCGGAUCGAUCCUCUCCACAUCACAGCCCCGCGUCGCCGUCUGCGACAAACCCUGACGGAAGAGGAGGCACCGUUCCCUUAGUAACCGUUGAAACCGUUUGCGUCGUCGAUCUCCGAGAGAACAAACCUCCUUCAGGGGGUGGGAUAGGCGCUGCGGCUCUCACGGUGGCUAUGGAAGACCCCGCCACCCCUUUACCCUCUGCAGCGAUUUCCGGAGACGGAGGGGGUGGGGGUAGCGGGGAACCGGUGUUUGCUACGUCCGUUCUGCGUGGCAAUCUCAGCGCCAGCGUCAUUAGUAGCGCAGGCGGUGGCGGCGGGAGGGCGGGGGGGUUAGGGGGGGGUCGUAAUAAGAGUGACAAGGUGGUAGAGAAGAUGAAACGAGAGGCUGCUGCGCGAAGGAAGGCGGAGAAACGAGCAAGGGAUAGGGAGGAGCGUAGAAAUAAGCAGAUGGAGCUUGGUUGGGCUGGUCGUAGCGGGGGCUUUGACGCUCGUCCGACAAGCAAGGGUUCCGUGCAUAGCAGUAACGGCCGUGGUGGCGGCCUUCCACGAGUCAGCGGAGCAGGUGAUUUGAUCUUGUGA